AAAAAAAAUUGUAGAUAAAUACAACAUCACCAAAUCAAAUCAAAUCGGAAAUCCACCUGAAACUUUGGGCGGCUUGGCUUUUAGUCCGUCACAAGCUUAAUCUUCGUAUUCUUCGUCUGAUCAUUAUGGCUUCUUCAGAUACUGAUAUGGAGAACUGUGUAUACGAGGACCUCGAUGGGGACAUGAAUGACGAAGAAAUUGGCAUAGCGAACAAGUAUUGGGAUGCAGAAGGCAAAAUGGAGACUGAACCUGAAACUGCACUUUCUGGGUUUGCUGAUGUUGUUAAGAUGAGCCGAAACCAUGAUAACUGGUGUCUCAUAGCUCUUGAGCGGACUGUGCAGAUUUAUUGUAGUCGGGGUGAACACGAAAAAAUUAAGGAUGUGCAUAGAGAGAUGCUUAAGUUUACCAAGUCUCCCUACUUUUAUUCUUCCAUAACCAGUAUUACAGACUUCGUCUCUAGCUCUUUUAGCGACAACUUUGACCUGCUGGAAGAGUUUUAUCAGACCACCUUGCAAACCCUCGAAGAGAGUAAGGGAAGCUCUCAGGCACUCUGGUUCAAAACGAAUCUGAAACUCUGCAACACCUUGUUUGACCUUCGUAAAUACCCACAAAUUAGUAAGAUCCUCAAGGAACUCCAUAGAUAUUGUCAGAAUGAAGAUGGCACAUAUGCUAAGAACAAAGGAAGUCAGGUGUUUGAGGUUUUUGCAAAUGAAUUUCUGCUCUACAUUGAAACAAAUGAUAACAAAGAUCUUAAGAUGCAACAACUGUACCAGAAGGCAUUUUCCGGCAAAUUCGAUACAAGUGAUCAUACGGUCAUUGGUAUAGUACGCGAAUGUGGUGGAAAAAUGCACUUGGCAGAACGUCAGUGGGAAGAAGCUGCCAUUGACUUCCGUGCGGCUUUUGCAAACUAUAAUUUAGCUCGUAACCAGAGACGUAUAAAGUGCCUAAAGUAUGGUCUUCUGGCGAAUAUGAUGGGGUCGAAAGUGAAUCCAUUUGACCGGGAGACUGCAAGGCGGUACGAAAACAACCCUGAGAUCUUGGCAAUGAAAGCUUUGAUAGAAGCUUAUGAAAAAAAUGAUUUUGCAGAGUUUCAGAGAAUAUUAAAGUCCAUGGAUGAUCCAUUUAUCAAAACCUACUACAUGGAAGAUCUAGAUAUGUUAAAGAAGGUGAGAACACAAGUGUUACUGAACCUGAUAAAGCCAUAUGCAAAUAUAGGGAUUCAGUUCAUAUCAACGAAACUAGGCAUGUCAGAGACAGAAGUUACGGAGUUGCUGAGGUCGCUGAUACUCGACAGUCAAAUCGAUGGGUCUAUUGAUGGAGUGAACGGUUACUUGCUGUUGACCAAAUUAUAGAAACGGUUACUUGCUUAAAUGGAGCAGCCAACAAACUCAGUUCUCUUUUGCUUGGUAUCACCAACGGCGGAAUUUAGUAGCCUAGGCAUCCGGUUAAUUCGGUUCUUCUCUUAUAGUUUUUCGGUUUGUACCAAAUCCCGCCGAAUUGAACAGAGUAAAUAUACGGUUCGAUUGGUUACAGUAAAUUUUGGGUAAAGAAAAAGCUGCCGAAAUCACGCAAUCUCGGUUCGGUUAUUCGUAA
Arabidopsis lyrata subsp. lyrata is the source of this 1593-nucleotide messenger RNA. Its product is annotated as COP9 signalosome complex subunit 2. NCBI's taxonomy places the organism in Eukaryota, Viridiplantae, Streptophyta, Magnoliopsida, Brassicales, Brassicaceae. Gene Ontology annotation, cellular component: COP9 signalosome. The transcript has 10 exons. Bases 126 to 1352 code for a protein of 408 amino acids. The record is from RefSeq and is a predicted model, not a curated record. Gene Ontology annotation, biological process: protein deneddylation.